ACAAGCAUUGAGGCAUGUUGUUGAUGGUUUGAAAGAUUCCCGCUUUAGUGGAUUUGGUGAUAAUAUUAAUGGAUUUUUUGAUUUAACUACGGAUUCAAAGCUUCAUAAAAUUUUUUCAAAUUGGUAUGCUAUAGAAAAUCUACUAUUAUAUCUACAAAAAGAAGCAAAUGAAAAUAGUUGUAAGUAA
Cetraspora pellucida is the source of this 187-nucleotide messenger RNA. The record is from the annotation of a GenBank genome assembly. Lineage: Eukaryota; Fungi; Glomeromycota; Glomeromycetes; Diversisporales; Gigasporaceae.